Messenger RNA from Carassius auratus (goldfish), 3773 nucleotides. RefSeq lists its product as uncharacterized. Bases 309 to 1190 code for a protein of 293 amino acids. The record is from RefSeq and is a predicted model, not a curated record. Lineage: Eukaryota; Metazoa; Chordata; Actinopteri; Cypriniformes; Cyprinidae. The transcript is spliced from 9 exons.
CAAUUUAAUUUUAUAACUUAAUUUAUACAGAAUAUUGCAUGAAAAUGUAAAUUUAAAAAGACAUACAUAAGAAUACAUAUGUUUUACAACACCCACGGGCAGAAAUUAAGAAAAAAAAGUGCCUAUUCUAAGCUACGCUCCAAAAACCCGCCUUUUCCCAGAGAACGCGUCAUAUGACGUAACGACAGGCAAACAUAGGCGCUGCAGCCUUGGUUCUCAGUGUGGGUUUACGUAGUCUGAGAGGUGGAAACAGAAAAUAGAGAUUGUCGUUCUCGUUAUUAUAGUUAUAGUAGGUUUGAGUUGUCACAAUGGUGAAUUCUUGUGUUUGUUUUGGAUGCAACAACUCCAACUUGUCUGGCCAUCGGGUCCACCGAUUUCCAAACAAGAAACACAAAGAUUUCCAUGCUUGGAUACGUUUCGUCCAGGCAAAGAGAAGCAAUUUCGCUGCCUCCUCGUUGACAAGACACACGGUGGUAUGUGAAAAACACUUCACACCGGACAGCUACAACCAAGGAGAUCUUAUGGAAUUUCGCAUGGGAUUUCGACGAAAAGAGUGGGUUAGGCUGGCAAAUGGAGCUGUGCCAUCGGUGCAUGCAGGUCCACCUGCAAAAUCUGGCGGGAGUGAAGAGUCUAACGUUAAUGUUAGCACUAGGAGAGAAUCUGCGCGUCGAAAAAGGGAGCUUUGCACAGCCUGCGGAACUUGUGGUAAUGAGCGUUACUGGCAAAACCAAGAGAAGGUGCAUCGAAACAUGCCUGCCUGCAACCUUUUACUCAGCGGUGCCAUCCACUUCUCAGGUUGCAUGGCUUCUCAGACAAUCAGGAUGCUGAAGCUGUUUGGACUGCAGUGCAUAAGUCCUGGCACUUUUUUCUGCCAUCAGCGCUAUUACUCUAUCCCUACCAUCAUGCAGGCCUGGAGGAAUGAGCAGAGGGGGAUCAUCAGGGAGUUGAAGGAGACUGGGGGUGGAUUGAUCCUGUCUGGUGACUGCAGAUCAGAUUCUCCUGGACACUGUGCCAAAUACGGUAGCUACUCCUUGAUUGAGGAUCGAAUUAACAAAGUUUUGGAUGUUCAGCUUGUCCAAAGCUCAGAAGUCCCAAGCAGCUCUUGGUGUGAGCUAGAGGGUCUAAAGCGGAGUAUGCAGUUCUUGAUGGACCAAGACAUGCAAGUGGCAGGUGGCCAAGUGGGUACGUGAGAAAAUGUGUUCAGAAGGAACAAGGCAUUUCUUUGACGUCUGGCAUAUUGGGAAAAGUGUACAGAAAGCACUGGAUGCUGCUGCAAAAGAGAGGGACUGUGAGGAUCUGAAGCUGUGGAGGCCAGCCAUCAUCAACCAUCUCUACUGGACCGCAGCUUCCACCCCUACAGGAGAUCCAGAUGAGAUGCAGGCAAAAUGUACAGGACAUACAUGAACACAGCACUCCUGCAUUUGCCAGCUGCGCACAUCCACCGUUGGAAGGAGAGGCAAGAAACAAGGAGUGGCUGGAACCAGGAUCACCAGCACCCACUAAACUGGAGAGUGUAGCUGCCAGGAAAGCACUGGUAAAGGAUAUUCGACAAUUGUCACCUCAGCAUCAGACAUUCUCCCUGGAGGCCUACCAUUCCCUCAUUCUGCACUUUGCUUCCAAACAUACUGGCUUUUCUUGGGAUGUACAGCAGACUUCUCUUGGCAGCCCUACAUUUCAAUAGUAAUGGCAACAGAGAUGUAGCGCGAACUAGUGAGGGUGAGGGACGCUACGCUGUUCGCUACCCACGGUUUCGGAAAGGUGGCUGGGUAGUCCACCCCAUCAAGGAGAAACCAUCUUACGUAUACGCAACAAAUCUUAUGGUCUCUCUGGUAGAGGAAUACUGCAAGACACCGCAGGCCCUCUGCUGCACCGCCCCCUCACCUCUUCACGUUUUAACAUGUAAUAAAAUAUCAAUUUUACCAGUAGUUUGUUUCACUAUGGAUUUAUUAAUCGUCUUCCAAGCGGGGCCACUGAAAACCUUUGUAUGUCUGUCCCUCCUCUGCAAACUGCAACCUUAUUGCUGACACAACACAUGAAGUUAUGGCUUUCCUAAUGUUCCUGCCUAGUAUUCCGUAUGCCCAGCGGACAACCUGCCUGUAUGCUGUGUAUCGGAACUGCCUGUGGUGGAGAUUGGGACAUAUAUACAUUUUGAUCAUACCAUGUUUUCAUAGUAAACAAUUCCAAUGGUAAAUAUUGCAUGUCCUGUUGGCUGAUAUUCUACUGUACUACACAACCCCAAAGUUGUUUUUAUAGUAAGUAUAUGGAAACCACUCAGUUUAACAACCUGCUUAACAGGAUUUACUAUUUUGGUGUAGAAAAGCUAUUUUGAAUUGCAGUAAAAUAAUUUUUGCUCAAAACCUACUCUGGUCUGCUGGCUUGAAGAGGGCCAUGCUCCUGUCUGAAGUUCAUGUAUGCUAUCUGCAGCACAAAAGGAUUCAGACAGGAUGCUUCAAACCCUGGAUGGAGUGUGAGGCAGGUAAUGACUUCUGGGGGAUCAAGGUUUUGGACAAAGGACCAAUAGGCGUCGACCUCCCUACAGCACACACUCUCCACUGCAGAUGGCAUAGCCUCACAUCUACCACACAAACACCUGUUAAACAAAUGUGCUAAGAUAAACUCACUCUCCUUCCCUCCUUGUAGCUUUAGUGGUUGGUGUAAGACCUUGUAAGAAAUGACAUAUAGACUACUUACUUCCUAAAACUUGGGUAAAUAUGAACUGUAAAAAGACACACCCCCCGUACAGUAUAGGCUGUCAAUUAGAUGCAUUUAUCUGCAUGCCUUACAACCAGUAUCCCUCCACGUGACAAUAAAAGAUCCUUGUUACAAUGACUGUAUUUAUAUGAACAGCAUAUUCCCGUCCUAGCCGGAAGACUAACUGCUUUCAUACAGGUACUCCACAGUACAUGUGAGCUCAUUUACAUUAUGUCCGUCGGAAAUACUAAGAGGUGAGUAGUAUAACAGCCGACUAAGUUCGGAAUUCCAGCUGUCCGGUUAUGUUGUUCAGAUAUACGGCCCAAACGCUUGACAUCUGCAGAAACAGAACAUGCGGACAUCUAGAUCUAAAAGCAGUUACUGAUUAAACAUCGGCUAGCAAUUUCUACAAAAUGUCACGAUAAACUAUGUUGUGUGGAAAUGCACAGAAUUUCUAUCCCUAUCCAGACUAGCUGACCGCCUACAUCCUACAACAUUCAUUUAAAAUCUGGGAUCUAAAUUAAUUAUUUUAAGACACAUGUUGCUGGCAUAGAUGGUGACAAUCUACAUGGGUGCUUGAAAAACAACAAAGUCGACAGCAAUAUUGCUAAAUAUGAUUUAUUAAAGAUACUGCAAUGUGAUAAACAUGGAGACAACUUUAGCCACAAUUAGCUAUCGCCUGUGGUCACUCACCAAGACACCUGCCCAAUUCUCAACUGAUUCUCCUCACACCACAACUCUAUCUCUCUCCUCUGUCCAUUUACCCUUCCCCUUAACUCUCCCUGACCACUCUCUCGCCUAGGCGGCUCGAAAUUAUACGGCAAUGGCCCAUCGUAAGAGUUGACAUUUAUGCCAACUGCAACCUCUUUCACUGUCUGACUCCAUUACGAAGAGACGAUGUUUACCGGCCGUUGCGUCACUUCCGAUCAGAGCGUUUUUCACAACGGAAGUAAUUUUAAUCACAAUUUCUUUUUAAAAACUGUUUUAAUGCCAAUUUAUGAUUAAUUUCUUCAUGCAAGUCCGGUUCCUACACUAUUUAUCUACACGUUCAUUCACAAUGAUCUUCAACUUGAAAGAUGGGC